AUGGCGUCGUGCGGGGCUUUCCACAGCUUCCUCUUCGAGUACGACCCCCGCAUCGUGCUGAUCCGCAGCCGCAAAGUGGGGCUCAUCAACCGCGGGGUGCAGCUCGCCAUCCUCGCAUACGUGAUCGGGUGGGUCUUCCUGUGGCAGAAGGGUUACCAGGAAACAGACUCCGUGGUCAGUUCUGUAACCACGAAGGUGAAAGGAGUAACCCUGACAAACACAUCCACCUUGGGAGCCAGGAUCUGGGAUGUAGCCGACUAUGUCAUCCCUCCUCAGGGUGAGAACACUGUGUUUGUCAUGACCAAUGUGAUACUGACGCUGAACCAGAGCCAAGGCCGCUGCCCAGAGCUGCCAGAUGAUAAAACGGAGUGCCAGGUGAAGAACAACAGCUGUUUUCCAGGAUAUGUCAGCACCCACAGCAAUGGCAUCCAGACUGGGGAGUGUGUUUCAUACAACAGCAGCAUUAAGACCUGUGAAGUCCUUGCAUGGUGCCCUGUGGAGGAUGACAGUCACAUACCCAAGCCAGCGUUCCUACAAGCAGCUGAGAACUUCACCCUUCUGGUGAAGAACAACAUUUGGUACCGCAAGUUCAACUUCAGCAAGCGAAACAUCCUCCCCACUAUCAACUCCACCUACCUCAAGGACUGUAUCUAUGAUGCCCACACAGACCCCUUCUGCCCCAUCUUUCGUUUAGGGCAAAUAGUUGAAGCUGCAGGGCAGGACUUCCAGGAAAUGGCUGUGGAGGGUGGAGUCAUGGCACUGCAGAUCAACUGGGACUGCAACCUUGACAGAGCUGCUUCCCACUGUGUGCCAAAAUACUCCUUCCGGCGCCUCGACAACAAGGACACUGCCCACACCGUCUCACCUGGCUACAACUUCAGGUUUGCAAAAUACUACAAGAAUAGUGAUGGCACUGAAUCACGGACGCUUGUCAAAGCUUUUGGCAUCCGCUUUCAUAUCGUAGUGUUUGGAAAGGCAGGAAAAUUUGAUGUAAUUCCCACCAUGAUUAACAUCGGCUCUGGCUUAGCGCUGUUUGGUGUGGCAACAGUGCUGUGUGACAUUGUUGUUCUGUACUGCAUGAAGAAGAGGUACUACUAUCGGGAAAAGAAAUACAAAUAUGUGGAGGAUUAUGAACUGGGAGUCGGUGAGACAUACGGAACCAACUCCUGAGCUCCUGCUGCUGGGCACCAACUGCUGCUCUGAACUGCUGCUGUGAACCUUACUUGUCCCUGUUGGGAGACCACCCCCUCUUCACUGGAAGGAAGUGGGG
Messenger RNA from Manacus vitellinus (golden-collared manakin), 1270 nucleotides. It is a transcript of the gene P2RX4, whose product is annotated as purinergic receptor P2X 4. NCBI's taxonomy places the organism in Eukaryota, Metazoa, Chordata, Aves, Passeriformes, Pipridae. Gene Ontology annotation, biological process: monoatomic cation transmembrane transport; response to ATP. Gene Ontology annotation, molecular function: ATP binding; purinergic nucleotide receptor activity; extracellularly ATP-gated monoatomic cation channel activity. Gene Ontology annotation, cellular component: plasma membrane; nuclear inner membrane. The record is from RefSeq and is a predicted model, not a curated record.